GAAUAUAUGUUAGUAAAAUUUGACCAUGAGAAUAAGAAAGUGCGCUUGGUGCUCUGUGGUGAAGAAGUUCUUCAAACACUUCAAGACAAGGGGGAGAAGGUAAACCCCAACCACCCAACACUCUGGCGACCAGAAUAUGGAAGCUAUAUGAUUGAAGGGACGCCUGGGCAGCCAUACGGGGGAACCAUGUCUGAAUUCAACACUGUGCAAGACAACAUGAGGAAAAGACGGCAAGAGGCCGCUUCUGUGCUCAAAGAAAAUGAGGCUGUUUGCACUGUGACAUCAUUUCCAAGGUUAGGGUGUCCUGGGUUUACGCUGCCAGAAUAUAAGCCAACACCAGUAGAAGGAGGAGCUUCAAAAUCCCUCUUUUUUCCAGAUGAAGCCAUCAACAAACAUCCCAGAUUUAGUACGCUGACCAGAAACAUUCGGCACCGAAGAGGAGAAAAGGUUGUGAUAAAUGUACCAAUAUUUAAAGAUAAGAACACGCCAUCACCGUUUAUUGAAACAUUUCCUAAUGAUGAUGGAGAAGCAGCAAAAGCGGCAAAGCCAGACUAUAUAUACAUGGAUGCUAUGGGUUUUGGAAUGGGAAACUGCUGUCUUCAGGUAACAUUCCAGGCUUGCAGCAUUUCUGAAGCAAGGUAUCUCUAUGAUCAGCUGGCCACGAUCUGUCCCAUUGUGAUGGCGUUGAGUGCUGCAUCUCCAUUCUACAGAGGCUAUGUGUCUGAUAUUGACUGUCGCUGGGGAGUAAUCUCUGCAUCUGUAGAUGAUCGAACACGAGAAGAGAGAGGCCUAGAGCCACUGAAGAACAACCAUUAUAGAAUCAGUAAAUCCAGAUAUGAUUCCAUAGACAGUUAUCUAUCUGAAUGUGGUGAGAAAUACAAUGACAUUGAUUUGACAAUAGACAAAGAUAUCUACGAGCGCCUAAUAAAGGAAGGUAUUGACCACCUUUUGGCACAGCAUAUUGCACACUUGUUCAUUCGAGACCCAUUGACUUUGUUUGAGGAGAAAAUACAUCUAGAUGAUGCAAAUGAAUCCGACCAUUUUGAGAAUAUUCAAUCUACAAACUGGCAGACAAUGAGGUUUAAGCCACCUCCUCCAAACUCAGAUAUUGGAUGGAGAGUGGAAUUCAGACCUAUGGAGGUCCAGUUAACAGACUUCGAAAACUCUGCAUAUGUUGUGUUUGUCGUAUUGCUAACCAGAGUGAUUCUGUCAUACAAACUGGAUUUUCUCAUUCCUUUGUCUAAGGUGGAUGAAAACAUGAAGGUGGCCCAGAAAAGAGAUGCUGUCCGUCAGGGAAUGUUUUACUUCAGAAAAGAUAUUUGCAAAGGUGGAAAUGCUGUUGUGGAUGGAUGUGGCUCUGCACAGAACGGGACAGGCACUGAUGCAGAAGAGUACACCUUAAUGAGCAUUGAUACAAUUAUCAAUGGGAAGGAAGGAGUCUUUCCUGGUUUGAUCCCUAUUUUGAAUUCCUAUCUUGAAAACAUGGAAGUGGAUGUGGACACAAGGUGCACCAUCCUAAACUACCUGAAGUUAAUAAAAAAGAGAGCAUCUGGAGAAUUAAUGACAGUUGCUCGAUGGAUGAGGGAAUUUAUCGCACAGCAUCCAGACUACAAGCAAGAUAGCGUGAUAACUGAUGAAAUGAAUUAUAGCCUUAUUUGGAAAUGCAACCAAAUCGCACAAGGCCAGGCAGAGUGUCCUGAACUAUUAGGGGUAGGAUUUAAUAAGAAACAAAGUGGAAACAAAACUGGCUCUUUGUAAUGAAUGAAUGUUUUUUAAAUAAUAUAAAGUUUAAGCCUUUUAGCAAAGCACUAGCAAAGAUACUGUGAAUCUGGUACAGUUUCAUGGUGUGAAGACCAAAACAGGGAUACUGCACUAUAAAAUGGGCCAAUCUGCCUAAAUAUUUGUUUAAGGCAUCCUAAAGUGGGCAUAUUCUUAUUGUUAAGGUUUAUACAAUGUACAUGUAAAUAGUAAAAUAUUUUUAUGAUUAACAUCAAUGUAUUUUAAUAACAUUGUAUCUAAAGUUAUUGUGAAUUAGCUUGUAACUUUUUUAUGCUUAUUCUAGAAAGAAAAAUUGUCCUGAACAGCUUUGUAAAUGUAAUGGUACUUGUAUAUUAUACGCAUUCCAGUUACUGAAUGUUUACUGUAAUUUUUUUAACCUGGAAUGUGCUAAGUAAUCUACCUUA
Molecule: messenger RNA, 2183 nt
Organism: Charadrius vociferus (killdeer)
Lineage: Eukaryota; Metazoa; Chordata; Aves; Charadriiformes; Charadriidae
Gene: GCLC
Product: glutamate-cysteine ligase, catalytic subunit
Exons: 15
Coding region: 7-1758 (583 amino acids)
Biological process (GO): glutathione biosynthetic process
Cellular component (GO): glutamate-cysteine ligase complex
Molecular function (GO): glutamate-cysteine ligase activity
Source: RefSeq, a predicted model, not a curated record